Molecule: messenger RNA, 1333 nt
Organism: Budorcas taxicolor (takin)
Lineage: Eukaryota; Metazoa; Chordata; Mammalia; Artiodactyla; Bovidae
Gene: RBM41
Product: RNA binding motif protein 41
Exons: 8
Coding region: 20-1333 (437 amino acids)
Biological process (GO): mRNA splicing, via spliceosome
Cellular component (GO): U12-type spliceosomal complex
Molecular function (GO): U12 snRNA binding; pre-mRNA intronic binding
Source: RefSeq, a predicted model, not a curated record
UCUAGGGGCCUGUGGAAACAUGAAGAGGGUAAAUAGCUGUGUCAAGAGUGAUGAGCAUGUCCUGGAGGAGCUGGAAACAGAAGGGGAGAGGCAGCUGAAAAGCCUCCUUCAGCAUCAACUGGAUACCUCUGUCUCCAUUGAGGAAUGUGUAUCUAAGAAAGAGAGCUUUGCUCCUGGUACUAUGUAUAAGCCCUUUGGGAAGGAAGCAGCUGGGACUAUGACUUUGUCCCAGUUCCAGACACUGCAUGAGAAGGACCAGGAGACUGCUUCUCUCAGGGAACUGGGGCUUAAUGAAACAGAAAUCUUGAUUUGGAAGAGCCAUGUUUCAGGUGAAAAGAGAGCGAGACUUAGGGCAACCCCUGAAGCAAUACAGAACCGUCUUCAAGAUAUUGAGGAAAGGAUCUCAGAGCGUCAGCGCAUCCUUUGCCUGCCACAGAGAUUUGCAAAGAGCAAACAGCUGACCCGGCGAGAAAUGGAAAUAGAAAAUUCUUUAUUUCAGGGAGCUGAUCGUCACUCUUUCCUCAAGGCUCUUUAUUACCAAGCAUACCACAAAAAGACAAGUGCAGACAAGUACAUGACCUCAAUGAAGAGGAAGAUAAAAUUAGGCACAAAAGAUGAACCCCAAAAGAAGAACAAAGGUGAUCCCAUGAACAAGCUGGAAAGUUUUUACCAAGAGAUGAUAAUGAAAAAGCGUCUUGAAGAGUUCCAACUAAUGAGAGGUGAACCCUUUGCUUCCCACUCACUGGUCUCAGCUACAUCAGUGGGAGAUAGUGGCACAGCUGAGAACCCGUCAUUACUCCAGGACAAGGGAAAACAGGCAGCACAGGGUAAAGGUCCCAGUCUCCAUGUGGCAAAAGUUAUUGAUAAUUCACCUGAGCAGUGUUGGACUGGGCCUAAGAAGCUGACGCAGCCAAUAGAAUUUGUCCCAGAAGAUGAGAUCCAGAGAAAUCGUUUGUCAGAGGAAGAGAUCCGAAAAAUUCCUAUGUUUUCUUCAUAUAAUCCAGGGGAGCCAAACAAGGUGUUAUACCUGAAGAACCUUAGCCCUCGGGUGACUGAAAGAGAUCUAGUCUCAUUAUUCGCUCGGUUCCAGGAAAAGAAAGGACCUCCAAUUCAAUUCCGAAUGAUGACUGGACGAAUGAGGGGACAGGCUUUUAUCACUUUUCCCAAUACAGAAAUAGCACGGCAAGCAUUGCGUCUAGUAAAUGGAUAUAAGCUACGUGGGAAAAUAUUGGUGAUAGAAUUUGGAAAGAACAAAAAGCAACGGCCGGAUCUCCAGGCUGCUUCCCUAAUAUCAUCUACUACAGAUAAUACUACUGAAAUCAGUGGCAGUUAG